UGCUUACGGUUUUACUGUUUUACAAAUUACUGUAAAAUUUUGAAAUUUUUAAGAACUAAAAUCUAAUAAAAAUUCAAAAUAAACAAAAAUGGGUUUAUUAAAACCAGGAAUAAAAGCUCGAUUGGAGUCAGUCACCGAAUUCGUCAAAACAUCUUACCAUGUUGCCUUCAUUCCAUUCGUUAUAUACAUGGGUUUCAACAAAGGACCAGAGGUUGGUGGACCAUCAUUUGGACUUUUAAGUCUCCUGUGGCAGUAAUUUAGAAUAAAGUUCUUCAAAUCCAUCAAGACACAUUCAUGUAUUAUUUUAGAAUAAUAAUUGUUUAUACAUUAUUUGUGCUUUAUACAAACAUUGUGAACUAGUUAACUAUCAUGUUCCCUUAAGCUUAACGUUCUGAAAUAAAUUUGUUAAAAUAUGAAUAGUAAAUUA
Melanaphis sacchari is the source of this 427-nucleotide messenger RNA. RefSeq names its product mitochondrial import receptor subunit TOM7 homolog (gene Tom7). Lineage: Eukaryota; Metazoa; Arthropoda; Insecta; Hemiptera; Aphididae. The transcript is spliced from 3 exons. The coding region runs from base 89 to 256 and encodes 55 amino acids. The record is from RefSeq and is a predicted model, not a curated record. Gene Ontology annotation, biological process: protein import into mitochondrial matrix. Gene Ontology annotation, cellular component: mitochondrial outer membrane translocase complex.